AUGUCUCAUCUCACCUACAACUGCGAUGUCUGUCGAACUAGAAUUCCACCGCUAAACCCUCGCGUACAUUGUCUUGACCCCGCAUGUCCAGACUUCGAUCUCUGCGCCAAUUGUGCGCUUGGUGAACGGUCUACUCCCCCACACGUACCUGCGCAUAAAACAAAAGUGUUUAAAACAGCAGGUGGUGGAGGUGUGACAAUGGCUGAAGGGCGAUGGUACAUCCAUACAAAUGUGGCUAAUGCACCACCUCCAACACAGAAUAUUGCAACGCCGUCACUUCCUCCACGACCAAUGGCAUAUGGGCCCCCUCCUCUGCCUAGUCGCGGGUCGAACAUGGGAACCAAUCCCAAUCCAAAUCCAAAUAGUAACUCUGCCACAUCAUUCCACGGCCACAGCCAGGAUUCAUAUCCCUCAGCAGGAUGGCAGCCAUUUUUCAAUCCUGACUCCUCGCCAUCUCACACUUUUGUUACGCUUAUAAAUGAUAUAUUCACCUAUCUUGAUCCAACAAAUAACGGAAAUUUAGUACCGGAAACAUUCUCGAGGUUUUUGGACGAUAUGGGUUAUCUGCCACACGAAAACGCCUGGAAAGGUGGAUUAAAGGCGACUUUUGGACUUUCGGCAGAGUCAAACGCGGACAAAAGUCUUAAGAACGCGUUUGAUCUCUUUUCCAUUGAUCAUAUUCUUCUACAACGUCAGCAACCUCCUCAUGUAGAUCCCACAGGCCUCACAUCCCAGUUUUCACGCGUUUUGGGAUCGGCCUUUAAGCCAUCCAUGCUUGGAUCCUCCGCUUCAACUACUGUGGGGCCGAUGCCUGCCAUCACGCGCGCCGGCUUCGUCGAAAUUACCCGAAUUGAAGCACUUUCAGAUCCUUCUCGUGAAUGGGGAAACUUUAGCAGACUCAUAAAAAAAUAUGACUUACCGCGGUAUAGGGGGUGGGGUGACCUUCCCCGAAGUGUACUGCCUGACGUCCCGGAUGCAGCAAUGCUCCAACGUGUUGCAGGUGUAAAUGCAUUCGCAAAACGACAAGGGAAGGAGGCUCUCGAUGCCGCUAUAGUUGAGGCGCAGAUCAGAGCUCGAGGACGAGAAGCAGCAAUUGAUCUUCUCAGUGACACUAGAAGGGUGGAAUAUCGAUAUCUUUAG
Molecule: messenger RNA, 1140 nt
Organism: Psilocybe cubensis
Lineage: Eukaryota; Fungi; Basidiomycota; Agaricomycetes; Agaricales; Agrocybaceae
Exons: 2
Coding region: 1-1140 (379 amino acids)
Molecular function (GO): zinc ion binding
Source: RefSeq, a predicted model, not a curated record